This is a messenger RNA of Physcomitrium patens, 1271 nucleotides long. Its product is annotated as coatomer subunit epsilon-1. NCBI's taxonomy places the organism in Eukaryota, Viridiplantae, Streptophyta, Bryopsida, Funariales, Funariaceae. Gene Ontology annotation, molecular function: structural molecule activity; protein binding. The record is from RefSeq and is a predicted model, not a curated record. Gene Ontology annotation, cellular component: COPI vesicle coat. Gene Ontology annotation, biological process: endoplasmic reticulum to Golgi vesicle-mediated transport; intra-Golgi vesicle-mediated transport; retrograde vesicle-mediated transport, Golgi to endoplasmic reticulum.
AUGAGCGGGCCCGAUGUGCUGUUUCCGCUGCGGAACAACUUCUACCUGGGCGCAUUCCAGGCUGCCAUCAACGAAGGCACCGUGCGCAACUUGAGUGAUGCUGAUGCUGUGGAGAAAGACAGCUUCGUCUACCGCUCGUACAUUGCGCUCGGCCAGCACCAGUUGGUGAUUGAUGAAAUCAACGAUGCUGCUCCAACUGCGCUUCAAGCCGUAAAACUUCUUGCACUGUACCUGUCGGGGGGAGCUCAGAAGGACAAGGCUUUGUCUGGCUUGUCGGAGUGGUUAUCCGAUGCGGCUGUUGCGAGCAACCCUACAUUGUUGCUCAUUGCGGGCAUGAUUCACACUCACGAGCAAAACUAUAACGAAGCUCUUAAGUAUACACACGUUGGUGGCACUCUUGAUUUGUGUGCUCUGAACAUUCAGAUCUAUUUGAAGAUGCACCGCACAGACUAUGCAGAGAAACAGCUGAAAAUUAUGCAACAAAUUGAUGAAGAUCAUACCCUUACACAGCUAGCGAAUGCAUGGGUCAACCUCUCAUUGGGUGGUGCCAAGGUUCAAGAAGCAUACUAUAUCUUUCAGGAGCUGGGUGAAAAGUUUACGUGGACAGUCAUGCUGAUGAAUGGAAGUGCGGUUUGUCAAAUGCACAUGGGGCAAUUUGAGGAGGCCGAGACUCGCCUUCUGGAGGCCCUGAACAAAGAUUCGAAGGAUGCUAAUACACUUGCCAAUCUGAUAGUCUGCAGUCUACACUUGAGCAAGCCAACUGCACGUUACUUGAGUCAGUUGAAGAUUUCCCAUCCAAACCAUGUGCUUGUGGAGCGUGCUAGUGCUGGUGAAGCUGCUUUCGAGAGAGCUGUGCAAAGUGUUGCAUAAGAUGACGCACAAGUGAUUGUACAGCCAACUUGCUACUCCGUUUUUUUCUGCUGUAAGCAUCAUCAAGCCCCAGGAGAUAUGAGUUGCACUCCAGUCUGUGGCUGUUAUGCAGCUAGUCGUUAUUAUUCUGAUAUUAAAUUUUACCUGUUUCAAUUUUGUGCCUAUGCAUCAUUGAUCAGUAGUUCUUUUCAGUUUUUGAGGCUAGCACUAGCAAGUUCAUGCAUAAGUUUUAAAGUUUCUAGGUCUAUAUAGAUCAGCUAACAUUUUUACAGCUCUAGUUUGAAUCUGUCUCAUUUUAGUUACUUAAAUAUACUGGAAGCACGCAUUUUUGUGUUAUUCAGAUCCGUCUGAGAUCAGCAGCUUACUUUUGUGUGUUAUCAUAUUAAAAAGAUUUUGAUCUA